Molecule: messenger RNA, 3244 nt
Organism: Galendromus occidentalis (western predatory mite)
Lineage: Eukaryota; Metazoa; Arthropoda; Arachnida; Mesostigmata; Phytoseiidae
Product: mediator of RNA polymerase II transcription subunit 1
Biological process (GO): regulation of transcription by RNA polymerase II
Cellular component (GO): mediator complex
Molecular function (GO): transcription coregulator activity
Source: RefSeq, a predicted model, not a curated record
CCGCUCCUCGAUUGUGUAUCCAAAAUAAGCAAAUAAGCUUUUCUGCGGGGAUACUAAAUUGAAUAAAUCAAGUAUGAUCUGAGCGGAUGUUCUCCUCGGUGAAGAAGAUGUGAGAAUUCCACAGCCGGAUGUAGUUCAAUAGUGAGAACCGGCGAUCUCAGUCCAUCACGAUGGACAAAUACCGCGUAAAACAAUACCGGUCAUGGAAUGAAACUGGCAAACAGCUUCGUCAAUUGACCGGAGACAAACACCACUUCAUCGACAACGAAGAACGCACCCAGUUGCAGCGAUGCCUCGACUUACUUCAGAAGAGCAUCAAAGUCAACUCUGCUCAGGGUAUGAUAGAGCGGCUGGAUACCAUAACCCGGCAACUCGGUUUGAAAUUGACGAAAGCAAAAAGAGGAUCGGACAGAAAAGCUGUCGAAUUCGAAGUGUUCAUCAGUUCCGACAUGUUUUAUGUUGAAGUUAUUGUCGAAGCCAACGGUCAUGUCUGCGAUGUGAAGGUUGCUCAUCAUGGCGAUCCAGUGAGCUGUCGAGAGCUGUGCGAUGUUCUCCAGAAGAACGACUUCAUCGCGUUUUCCGCUCAUCUAGAGGGCUUAAUUUCAAUUUACCAAUUGAGUUGUGAGAAAACGAAAAAGCAAAAAGCUUACGUGGCCUUGCAAGCCUUAGAAAACGAUUUGUUCACCGUAUCCGGUCUUCAGAACUUCAUCAGCGACACGAGACAGCUCAUCCUCAAGUCGCCUGUCGGUGUUCUCGUGCCUCGACGAGGCGGCUUUCCAAUGCAGCUGACGUUCUUCGCGUCCCCCUAUGAUUUUGUGGACGAAAACGGAGCACUACUCCCGGUUACAGUCGAGAACAUAGUCACACGUAAACUCGGGGAGAGUGUCUCGAUCUCAAUCGAGAACUCUGGCCAGCACAAGUUGCAAACCGGGAGUUUGAUCACGAACAUCGACGGCAAGAGCAUGCCGUCGUUCUCGGCUUUGACGCAGCUCAACUCGGUCACCCUUCAAGCAUGCUACGCGAUGAAGUUGUCGAAACCGCUCGCGGUCGACAUCGAAUGUCUUAAGAAACUGCAAGCUGUGACGAAUAUCGAAAUUCCCGUUCAGCAGAGUGAACCUCUGAUUCAACUUAUCACGAAACGGGCCGGCCCAUCCCAUGUGAAGCUGCCCGACCAAACCCACACGUUCCACAUAGAGAGCGGUUCUCGGAUGGGAGUCAUGGUCUCGUCGAUCCCGUUCACCCAUCCGACCCACGUACCACAAGUGCUUGUAUAUCUCCGGCAACAGUGCUUCUUCAAUCAUCUGAUCUCUUCGUGCGUUCGUGAUUAUACACCAAGCCCCGAUGAAGAGAUUCACGUGUUCGAAGUUCAUCCAAACGGCCUGAACUCAUUGUGCAUUUCCUAUGAACACCCACUUGACUGUGAGAGUCUCAUCACCCUCGAACUCUGUUUCGACGAUAUCCUUAUCCCAAAAUGUCAAUCAUUCUUCAGUACUCGAAGCGAGAAGAAAGCAUUCAUCAGCGACUCGAACGUAGCCAAAGUUCUUCAGAUGUCGUUCUCAAUACCAGUCGUGAUGAGAAGUAUCAUCAAUAAGGCGAAAGAUGUUAAGAAGUCUCUAGGUGAAGUGCAAGGCAAGUCAUCCAACGGCUCCUCGAUCCUAUCGAGCGACGCCGUCCUGGAAACAACACGGGAACCUUUCGAUACCGAGAAGAACUCAUUCGACAACGGUCCCAACCCUAUGCAACAGGAUAUGUUCGAUCUCGAAAGUCUAGGACCAUCGGGUGGACUGAGUCUGAACAUGCUGGCAGAUGAUUGCGGGCCUGAUUUCGGCAGCAAUUUCUACCAGCAGCAAGCACAACAAGCUCAGCAACCACCGCCGCAACCACCACCGCCACCAUCUCAACAACAACAGCAGCAGCAGCAACAACAUCAUCCAACCCAGCACCAACAGACGCCUCUGCAGAUGCAAGCGCAACUCCAACAUCAUCAACAACUCAUGACACCUAUGAGCUCAUCUGCGCAAGCGCAAGCCGCGCUCGCGUCGGCUCAGCAAAGAAAACGUGCGCGCGCUGAUGAUGGGGAUUUUUUAGAGCGGGCCCCCAUCUACCCGGUCCAGAAGGCAGUAGGGGGCCCCAAUCCAGAUUCUGGCCAGCUGAACAUCGCCAAUAAAGCGUUGUCUCCUGCCGUGAAUACGGCACCGGUGGACCCGUUACUUUUUAAACGGCAGCGAAUAGACAACGUGGUGGACAAUGUUCUAGCAGGAAUUCAAAACUCUCAACGCAAUCCAAAAAACGUGCUGGCUGGUGGGGACUCGGGUGAGUCUCCACCGAUAGUAGUUCCGAUGGGCAGCACGGGCGACUUGAAGAAAGAGUCCAAAGCUCACUCGAAAAAGAGUUCCCGAGGUUCUCAGAUGGUUUUUCGAUCCCUUUCAUGAAAUUCCGUGAGCAGUCGCGACAAGGAGAAACGCAAGGAGAGGAGUUCAUCUAAGGAAGGUUCCUCGAAUAAGCCGUCAGGAUCGUCGUCCAGAUCAUCUUCGAAGGAGAAGGAUUCUAGAAGUUCAUCAAAAUCUUCGUCGAACAAAGAGAGAGAGAAAUCGAGCGGGAAAGGAAGCUCAUCUUCCGGUCUUAGCGCGAUUGUUGAUAAACUACAUCAGAACGUUAAGAAAGAUCUCGCUAGUCCCAGCAAAUACUCGGCGUCAGAAGGACAGUUCACAAUCAAAUCAAGCUCAUCGGCCCAAGGGAUAAAACUGACCAUUAAUAAAGCGCGAACGUCGGAAAGUAAAUCGAAAAGUUCUUCGUCAUCUUCGAAGCACGAUCGAGAAUCUCCGAAGCCGCGAAGUUUGAGCUCAUCACCGUCGCAGAAACGAUAUUCCCCAUCGUGGAAAGCGUCGCCCAAACAUUCAGUUUCGUCCGCAAUGCCCCCACCCGUAGGGAGUGACAAUCCAGCAAUGGAUUUGGUGGAGCAGAGAUUGCGAGCCCUUCACGGCGAUGAUGCUUCGAUGUCUCCUUUUGAUAGCAGCAAAAGCCCUAUGGGCAGUUCGAGUGUCGGCAACAGACUUACACCCUUGGUACUCGAGGAUGAUUUAAUGGACGAAAGCCUUUGUGGCGUCAAACCCGUGUAGAUACUGUGCGGAAGAAAUGGUUUCCAGAGAGUAGCGCUAACGAAUUUCGAACGUCCGAAGCGCGAACUGUGUAAUGGAGAACGAUGAUGUGUGGGAGAAUAAAGCUGAGACUUUUCUCGCUGAAA